This is a messenger RNA of Truncatella angustata, 1737 nucleotides long. RefSeq names its product WD40-repeat-containing domain protein. Gene Ontology annotation, molecular function: protein binding. NCBI's taxonomy places the organism in Eukaryota, Fungi, Ascomycota, Sordariomycetes, Amphisphaeriales, Sporocadaceae. Gene Ontology annotation, biological process: regulation of DNA double-strand break processing. The transcript has a single exon. Bases 1 to 1737 code for a protein of 578 amino acids. The record is from RefSeq and is a predicted model, not a curated record. Gene Ontology annotation, cellular component: nucleus; site of double-strand break.
AUGAGCGACGACGAGGACAUCCACAUCGACGGACCCGACCUAGCAGCAGAUGAUCCCAUGCGCGCCUUCUUGCCGACUUCUUUUGGCAAGAAAUCCAGAGAGGCUGAUAUUGCGACUCAACUGGAUCGCAGCAAGAGGGCAGCAGAUAAAGUGGAGCAAAAGACACGAGGCCCAGCCUCAGACGGUUCAACCAACAGCGGCGACGAUGACUCCGGCGGUUCAAACUCCGAUAGCGACGACGACGACGAUGACGAGUACCCGACUUCGCAUGAGAUGGUCGUCAAGACUCACGACCGCGCAGUCACCUCAGUGUCGCUAGAUCCAGCUGGUGGCAGGCUGGUCUCUGGUUCCAUUGACUGCACUGUCAAAUUACACGACUUUGCAUCCAUGACUCCCACCACUAUACGUGCCUUUCGGUCUGUGGACCCGUACGACACGAAACCCUCAGCUGCCGGCUCCGAGACACACCCUAUACAUCAUGUAGAGUUCAACCCGCUAGCGGGAAAUGCCAUCCUCUGCAUAUCCGCCCACCCCCAGGCUAAGAUCAUGUCCCGAGACGGCGACAUCCUGACCGAGUUCGUCAAGGGUGACAUGUACCUCCGGGAUAUGAACAACACAAAAGGCCAUGUCUCAGAGAUCACGACCGGCACGUGGCAUCCAACCGACAAGAACCUCUGCGUCACGGCAGGUACCGAUAGCACACUGCGCAUCUGGGAUAUCAACAACAAGCGUAGUCAGAAAGAAGUUCUGGUCUUCAAGUCGAAAGCCGCAGGCAACGCAGGACGCACUAGGAUGACGGCUGUCGCCUGGGGAAGUCCAGCUCAAGGAGGCAGCAAUAUCCUGGUCUCAGCAGCUCUGGAUGGUACAUUGGUUAUGUGGAGCGGCAAUGGUCCCUUCUCGAGGCCAUCGGCCGAGGUGAGGGAAGCCCACAAGCCCAAUACCUGGACUGGUGGCAUCGAUAUCAGCUCCGAUGGACGAAUGGUCGUCACGAGGGGAGGCGACAACCUCAUCAAGCUUUGGGAUACGCGCAAGUUCAAAGAACCUCUCGUUACCGUUGAGCACGCUUCGACUUCGGAUCACUAUCCCAUGAGCAACAUCAGAUAUGCACCGAACUCGACGAGCAUCAUCACGGGAUCGGCCACCGGUCACCUGCAUAUCCUCAACCCAGGAAACUUGCAGGCAGAAUACACAACACCAAUCACUCCAGGGUCGCCUUUGAUCACGGUAGACUGGCAUCCGAAGAUCAACCAGAUCAUCACUGGUUCAGCCAACGCCGAAACACAUAUUCUAUACAAUCCGGACAUGUCCAGUCGUGGCGCCAUAGACGUCAUGUCGCGAGCUCCCAAGAGGCGUCACAUAGAUGACAAUCCCGAGUUCACCACAGAUCAAACUCUUGGCCUGUCGGGAGAUUCCAUCAUCACGCCAGGUGCAAUGCCUGGCACACGAAAGGCUGGCGUCACAGCUUCUGGCCGAUCCUUGGACCCCCGACGACCCCAGGUACAGCAAAUCACGCCAUUCAUGCGCAGCCAGCCCGAUGAGAAGCAGAUCAGCGAGAACAUUCCUUUGAGCCGAAUGCUUCACGAAGAUCCCCGAGAGGCUCUACUAAAAUACGAGAAGCUCGCCAAAGAAGAUCCCAUGUUUACAAAGGCUUGGAACAACACUCAGCCUGUGACUCAGUAUGCGGAUGCCAGCGACGAAGAGGAUGCAGGUCCCGACAAGAAGAAAGUCAAGCGCUGA